UUCUGAAGCGGCCAGCCAUUGCAGUACGACUCUGCUUAUUCCUUCCAGUAGUUAUACUGCCAGCGUAUGUACCUGCCGCUGCUCCGAUCCAAGCUAAGGAGCCCCAACUAACAUUCCCUCCUGCAAACAACGGGAGUAGAUGGACACGCUCGGGGUCGCGCUCGCAUCAUAAGAGGGCGGCUCGGCUGAGGGGGCCAACGACGCGCACCACAGGCCUCCUCCCUUACCUUUCCCGUAGGCUCGUAGCGUAGCGUGUUAGUGUUAGCCUAGUCAGCCGCAGCACGGCAGCACUGCAGGCCUCCUCCCUUACCUUUCCCGUAGGCUCGCCUCGCGAUCGACCAUGGGAAGGCCGGUGGCGCCGGUCCUCGCGCUGGCGAUCGUGGCCCUCGCGUCGGCGGUCGCCACGGCCGCCGCGGCGGCCCAGGCGGAGGUGAAGUGCGGCGGGUGCUCGCCGUGCGGCGGCGCGGACUGCCCCGUGCUGUACCCGUCGCCGCCACCCCCGCCGCCGUACUACUACUACAGCCCCCCGCCGCCGGCGGCCUACCCGGGGUCGGGCUGCCCGCCGCCGCCGGGCGCGUACAUCCAGAUCGGGAGCACGCCGCCGGGCAAGGGCCCGCUGUACCCGCAGGACCCCGGGUUCAUGCCGUCCGCCGCGCCCGGCCGCGCCGCCCCGCUCGCGGCCGGCGUGCUUGCCGCGGUGGCGACCGUGUGGGCAGCCUUCUUGUGAGUUGUGAUCUGCAACCGCAAUGCGACUCGACGGCGGGCUCCUCCGGUAUGUAGGGCGACGCGCGGAGGCGAUCCUGCCGGCGUUCUCAAGGGUUUCCCAGUGUAUUUACGCAUGCUCCUUUUCCAUAAUAAUUUGUACUUGCCAUCCUAUACAUGGGCUGUAGUUGUUCCAAAUGUAUGAAGGUUUUCUUUGCUUUAGUUCUUUUUUUAAAAAAAAUCUGACGAUUUUAGAACAAUCACUUGUAAGAACGGAACGCAAAUUCAAGCAGAUGUGGAACUAGCAGGUCAUUCCUGAUUCCAAAUUUUCUUCUAAUGGUCAA
Panicum hallii is the source of this 1046-nucleotide messenger RNA. Its product is annotated as vegetative cell wall protein gp1-like. Lineage: Eukaryota; Viridiplantae; Streptophyta; Magnoliopsida; Poales; Poaceae. The coding region runs from base 341 to 727 and encodes 128 amino acids. The transcript has a single exon. The record is from RefSeq and is a predicted model, not a curated record.